GCUUGUAUUGGUAUUGGUUCGUUAUUGCUUCUUCUAAAAACUACGGUCGAGGGGUCAUCGUUUCGUAGCUGCAAUCGAGCAAUUCGAUUAAUUUAUCAGUGUUUUGAGGUGCUACCUCAACGACCUGAUUGUGAAAGCGUUCUGCCUGCCAAACCACCAGGCAACUCUUCUUGUUUGUGUGUCAAUUUCACGCAAGAAAGAUGGCAGAUUUCAUAGAUUCGGAGGCUGAGGAGAGUGAGGAGGAGCAGGAAUUGACUGAAAAGGAUCGCAAGAAGCUCAAGAAGGUGAAGGCUAUUGAGAGCGACGACGAAGAUGACGACGAUGAAGAUGAGGAGCGUAUGCGAGAAGAACUGAAAGACCUCAUCGACGACAAUCCAAUCGAGGAAGAUGAUUCGGACGGCUCUGACGAUGAUGGUCCCAAUCGCAAGCGCAAAAAAUCUGACGACGAGGAUGAGUUGGAAGAAGGGCUUGAUGAAGACGAUUACGACCUUCUCGAGGACAAUUUGGGCAUCAAACUCGACAGAAAGAAACACUUCAAGCGAUUGCGUCGCAUUGAUGAUGAAGAGUCUGAUGAUGAAGGUGAGGGAGGCGGCGAUGCUCGAGAGGCCAUCGCCACUGAGCUCUUUGAAGGCGGCUCUGACCAUGAUGAGGAAGGAGACCACACUCAAAGGUCAGAAGAUGUGAACAUGGAGGAGGACGAUGAAGACGAAGGAGAGUACUCUGAUGAUCCUGAUGACUUCAUCGUCGACGAUGACGGCAAUCCUAUCGCCACGAAGAGAAAAAAGAGGAAACCAAUAUUCACUGAUGCUGCUCUUCAAGAGGCUCAAGAUAUUUUUGGUGUGGACUUUGACUAUGAGGAGAUUGGAAAAUACGACGAGUAUGAAGAUGAGAGCGACGAGGAGGAGGACGAUGAGUACAUCGACGAGGAAGGAACGGAAGGAGAAAAGAGGCGAAAGGAAAAGCGAAGCCGCACCAAGAAGGCGUCACGCAAAUCCAUCUUUGAAAUUUACGAGCCUGAGGAGCUUCGCAGGGGUCAUUUCACUGACCUUGAUAAUCAAAUCAGGAACACUGAUAUUCCCGAGCGGAUUCAGCUCCGUCAAGUUCCUCUCGUCAAAGUGGCCAAAGACAGCCCAGAGUUGGAGGAGGAGGCCAAGUGGAUUUUCGCCAACGCGUUUAGCAAAGGCACCAUCUCGCAGCAAGAAGGAGAAGGGCGCGGUGCCAGCAAGAAAGACCCCGUGACCACUAUUCCGAAAAUCAAGAAGUGUCUCGAGUUCAUCCGGUGCGACCUCUUUGAGGUGCCAUUCAUUGCAUUCUACCGCAAGGAGUACACUCAGCCAGAACUAAACAUCAACGAUUUGUGGAAAAUCUACAAGCAUGACGAGAAGUGGUGCCAGCUUAAGAGUAGGAAAGAGGGCUUGGCCAGGCUCUUUGAGAAAAUGCAAAACUACCAAGCAGACAAACUGAUGGAGAACAUCAACCAGCCUCUUCCUGAGGACGUUCGCGUUAUGCACAAUGAAGACAUUACUCGAGUGAACAACGUUAGCAGCAUGGAAGAACUGAGAGAUGUGUACCAGCAUUUCAUUCUGUACUAUGGCAAUGAGAUUCCAGCCAUGCAGGAGGCAACCAAGAAAAAAGAAAAGGCCCGAGCCAAGGAAGAGCGCGAACGCAAACGACAGGAACGACUUGCCAGGCGUGCUGAUCCCGAGAAUGCAGAUGAGGAGGAUAUGGAUGCAGAUUUUGUGGAUGUUGAAGAGGAACCUGAGGAGGACCAGGAGACAGAGAAUGUGAAGCAGGCGUCUCGAAACAGCACCUACUCCCUCUGCUGCAGAGCAAAUCUGCAAGGCCUGGCUGCCAGGUUUGGUCUCACGCCCACCGAGUUUGCUGAAAAUCUGAGGGACAACUACCAGCGCAACGAAAUCGAGGGUGACGAGGACCAGGAACCUACUGUGGCUGCCGAGCAGUUCAUUAAUGGCAAUUUCAAAAGCGCUGAUGAAGUCCUCAGGGCUGUCACCUUCAUGUUGGCGGUCCAGUUGUCAAGGGAACCCUUAGUCAGGUCAACCAUUCGCCAGGCCUAUCAAGAAAGGGCCAAGCUGACAGUGCGGCCGACAAAGAAGGGCAUGAAGGAAAUUGACGAGAACCACCCGUGCUACAGCGUGAAAUACUUAAAAGACAAACCAGUGACUGACCUGAAAGGGGAUAUGUUCCUCCAACUUUGCAUGGCUGAGCAAGAGAAACUGCUCACUCUGACUCUGAGCGAGGAUAUCGAUGGCAUGACAACAAUCUCAUACCUGACCGAGAUGAAAAACUUGUACACCAAGGAUGGAUUCAGCAAGAACGUGCAAGAGUGGAACACUCUGAGGACAGACUGCGUUGAGUUAGCAUACAAGAAAUUCAUCUUGCCUCAGAUGCGAACUGAACUGAAAGAAAAACUACUUAGGGAGGCCAAAGACUGCGUCUUGAAGGCGUGCUGCCGCAAACUGUACAACUGGUUGAAGGUUGCUCCAUACACCGUCGAAUUUCCUGAUGAGGAUGAAGAUGACUGGGACACUACCAACGGCAUCCGCAUCCUCAGUAUUGCCUACGUCACCGACAUGGAUCAGGCUGCAUUCGCCAGCGUGAUUGGUCCGCAAGGCGAAUGCGUUGAGUUCCUUAAACUGCCAGGCUUACUGAAGCGCAAGAACAGCAGGAGGGAUGAGGACAGGUUGGACAAGGAGGCCGACAUUGAGGCUCUGAGGAGAUUGAUGAUCUCGAGGAAGCCCCACUUAGUCGUCAUUGGCGGCGAAUCUCGUGACGCCACCAUGGUGCAGGCCGACCUCCAGGAGAUUGUCAACGGGCUGACUGAAGACGAACAGUUCCCAAGCAUUAAGGUCGAUAUUGUGGACAAUGAACUGGGCAAGGUCUACGCCAACUCAAAGAGAGCCACUAGCGAGUUCCGUGACUAUCCCGCCCUGCUGCGCCAGGCAAUUUCUCUUGGCAGGCGCAUGCAAGACCCACUAAUUGAAUUUGGCCAGCUGUGCACUCCAGAUGAAGAAAUCCUUUGUCUGAGAUUCCAUUCUCUGCAGGACAAUAUUGACAAGGAAGAGCUGUUGGAGUAUCUCUACCUGGAGUUUGUUAAUAGAACAAACGAGGUCGGCGUUGACCUGAACCGUGCCAUGAAUGAAUUGAGCGUUGCCAAUCUCCUUCAAUUUGUGUGCGGCUUGGGCCCACGCAAAGCUGCUGCGAUCAUGAAGACGCUCAAACAAACCAACCAUAAAAUGGAAAAUCGUAGCCAGCUUGUCACCGUGUGCCACAUGGCGCCGAUAAUUUUCAUCAACUGCGCUGGAUUUUUGAAGAUCGACACUAACUCUCUUGGUGAUAGUACUGAGGUGUACGUUGAAGUUCUCGACGGAUCUCGAGUCCAUCCUGAAACGUACGAGUGGGCGAGAAAAAUGGCUGUUGAUGCGCUGGAGUACGAUGACGAGGAGCUUAACCCUGCCGGCGCUCUUGAGGAGAUUCUAGAGUCUCCUGAGAAGCUGAAAGACCUUGAUUUGGAUGCUUUUGCGGAGGAGCUUGAGCGACAGGGUUUUGGAAACCGCAGCAUCACUCUGUACGAUAUCAGAGCUGAAUUGCAUCACAGAUAUAAGGAUCUGCGCUGCCCGUACCAAUCGCCAAACCCAGAAGAACUUUUUGACAUGCUCACCAAGGAGACUCCAGACUCAUUUUACAUUGGAAAGCUGAUCACCGCAUUCGUCACCGGUAUCACGCACAGGAAACCCCAAGGCGAUCAAUUGGACAACGCAAAUCCUGUGAAGAACGACGACACUGGCCUGUGGCAGUGUCCUUUCUGUCUGAAAAACGACUUCUCUGAGUUGUCUGACGUGUGGAACCACUUUGACGCUGGCGGCUGCCCAGGCUCUGCAACUGGAGUGCGACUGCGUCUCGACAACGGCAUCUCUGGAUACAUUCCGAUUAAAAACUUGUCAGACAACCACGUAGCAAAUCCCGAAGAUCGAGUACGAAGAGGACAAGUGAUUCAUUGCCGAGUGACCAAAAUCGAGGUGGACCGCUUCUCUAUCGAGUGCACGUCAAAAACUUCAGACUUGAGCGACAAAAAUAACAUUUUACGGCCACAAAAGGAUCCGUACUACGACUCUGAGACAGAGCUCAAAGACAUUCAGGCUGAGCAGGACUCCAAGAAGCUCAGGGCCAAGCAGACAUUCGUCACGCGAGUCAUUGUGCACCCAUCCUUCUACAAUAUCUCGUUUGUUGAGGCGGACAAGAAGAUGGAAACCAUGGACCAGGGUGAUGCUAUCUUCCGGCCUUCAAGCAAGGGCGCUGAACACCUCACAUGCACCUGGAAAGUGACUGAUACCAUAUGCCAGCACAUAGAUGUACGUGAAAGCGGGAAAGAAAAUGCUUUCAGUCUGGGAAAAACGUUGUGGAUAGAACAUCAUGAAUUUGAGGACUUAGAUGAAAUUAUCGCCCGGCACAUUAAUCCGAUGGCGUCAUUCGCAAGAGACUUGCUCAACUUCAGGUACUACAGGGAUUUUGACGGCGGCAAGCGAGAGGUAGCUGAGAAGUACCUUGCAGAGGAGAGAGAGAAGAACAAAAACAAGAUCCACUAUUUUGUGUCUGCUUCAAAAGAGUUUGCCGGAAAAUUCAUGCUUUCUUACCAACCAAGAAUGCAUCCUCGCCACGAAUUUUUAACUGUGAUGCCUGAAGGAUUCCGAUACCGAAAGCAGGUGUUUGACAGUCUGAACAAUCUAUUCAAGUGGUUUAAGGAGCACUUCAGAGACCCAACUCCGGGAACGCCAAGCACACCGCGGGGCUCCAAUCGCACACCGUUCGCUAACCAAACCCCCACGUUGAAUGUCGGAGGCAUGGAUGCGAUCCACCGCGUGGCACAAAAUCUGCCGCAACACAUAGUCCACUCUCUUAGUCAAGUCGCCACGCAUACGCCAGGAUACCCUCACACUCCUGGCGCGGCGGCUGCUUUCCCUGGAUAUGGUGCCUUUGCCAACACGCCCUACACGCCAUCAGGCCAGACUCCGUACAUGACGCCGUACCAGACGCCACGGUACCAGCAAGCCCACCCGACUGCGUCGCCGCAGCAGCACCACCGGCCGUCAUCCCGCUCCCGCACCGACAUGCCGCCUCCCAGUUCAAUCCCUAUGGGAACUCCUCGUGGCACGCCGACCAGUCAUCACGGCACCCCGACUUACCGCUCAACUCCUACGUACGGCAGUGGCCGCCCUCAGUCCUCAGCUGCCAGUGUGGAGCCUUCCGACUGGAAGCGCGCUGCUGAGGAAUGGGCCAAGGCCAAGCGAAAUCCGAACGCUGGUGAUUCUGGCAGCUGGGGCACACCUCGCUCUGAGGGAAGAAGUACACCAAGAGACAGAGGCACUCCCCGAGAUGGUCGCUCCAACAGUCGACUAGGCACCCCGCAUGGCACGCCUCGCUCCGUCGCGAGUCACACUUCGACGCCCAGGACGAUAAAUAGCCCACACUCGAUGGUGGAGAGCGCGAGUGGCGGCGACGCGACGCCGCUCUACGAUGAAAACUAGAUGGCGAGACGCCAACUCCCUUAAUCACGGGAUUAGUAGCUUGUAAUAAAGAUUCAGAGAUUUUAUGCUGACCGAUUAACUGUGUUUUCUAUGGUUGAGUUGUAAUGAACAUUAUAUUAAGUACUACUGAAAUUAUAAUGUUCCCUUCAAGUCUCAUUUUCUAGAGUGAGCUUUAUCGCAAAAGUAGCUCGUAAGUUGGGAACUCAAACGAAUAUGUAUUAUUAUUAUAUUAAAAAUCAACGCAAUAAUACAAAGUGCUGUUAAUUUUUUCCAUAUUUGAUUAUGCCAAAAAUAUCGUCAGUUAAGAUGAAACCUUUCAAUAAACAAGCGUUGUUUUUAAAAUUUAAAAA
Messenger RNA from Cloeon dipterum, 5893 nucleotides. It is a transcript of the gene Spt6, whose product is annotated as transcription elongation factor Spt6. The transcript is spliced from 21 exons. Gene Ontology annotation, biological process: nucleosome organization; transcription elongation by RNA polymerase II; transcription elongation-coupled chromatin remodeling. Bases 201 to 5543 code for a protein of 1780 amino acids. Gene Ontology annotation, molecular function: nucleosome binding; DNA binding; histone binding. Gene Ontology annotation, cellular component: transcription elongation factor complex. NCBI's taxonomy places the organism in Eukaryota, Metazoa, Arthropoda, Insecta, Ephemeroptera, Baetidae. The record is from RefSeq and is a predicted model, not a curated record.